Rotaria sp. Silwood2 is the source of this 774-nucleotide messenger RNA. The record is from the annotation of a GenBank genome assembly. Lineage: Eukaryota; Metazoa; Rotifera; Eurotatoria; Philodinida; Philodinidae.
AUGUUAACGUGUUAUUUUAUAUUUUUAUUUAAGUUAACACAACAACAGGAUUUAUGUAUUGGUUCUGUUAAUGCUAAUCGUUAUCAUCACGAAACACAGUCAAUGAUCGGUAAUUUUGUUAAUACUUUACCUUAUCGUUUUCAGCUCGAACCAACAGAAACAUUUCAACAAAUAGCUGAGAAAGUGAAACAACGAUGUUUAGAAAUAAUGAACUACGCUCAUGUACCAUAUCAGCAAAUUAUCAAUUAUUCUGAACGGAAAGAAUCAUUGUUACCAUUUAUACAAACAACACUUCAACUUCUACCAAUAGCAAGAAAAACUAAAUUGUAUUUAAAUAAUAAUAAAACAACAUUUGAAAAAUUAAGCGAUAUAUAUAAUAAUCAAAACAAUAUUGGUCUGUCACAAUUUGAUUUAUCAUUAGUCAUAAAACAUGACAUAGUUACAAAAAAAAAGAUACAGGUUGAAUUUGAAUAUUCUAUCGAUUUAUUUCAACGUGAAAGAAUUAUUGAUAUGUCACAACGAUUUCAUUUAAUGCUUAAACAGUUAUUUAGUACAACGUCGUCGUCAUUUGAUAAACAAAAACAACCUGUUUAUGAAUUAUCGAUUCUACUACCACAUGAACAAGAACUAAUCAAGCAUUUAAAUCCACCAUUAAAAUCGCUCAACAAUAAUACCAAAUCUUUGAAUAACUGCUCGCUCAUGUUUGUUCGCCGUGAUGAAAGAAUCAGACCAGCAUGUGAAAAUACUCUUUCCACUGGUGCAGAUGAAGCUUGA